Haliotis rufescens (red abalone) is the source of this 4329-nucleotide messenger RNA. Its product is annotated as thrombospondin-type laminin G domain and EAR repeat-containing protein-like. The transcript is spliced from 9 exons. Lineage: Eukaryota; Metazoa; Mollusca; Gastropoda; Lepetellida; Haliotidae. Gene Ontology annotation, biological process: signal transduction. The coding region runs from base 345 to 2318 and encodes 657 amino acids. The record is from RefSeq and is a predicted model, not a curated record.
ACCUUGCUAUCGGCGCUUUGCAAACUCGCAGGCUAAGCUAACUUAAUUGAAGCUUUUGAACCGAAACAUUCUCCAAAUGCGAUCACUUUCCGAACACUGAUCAAACACUUAUACCGCAAGACAAUAUUAUCUACACAUCCUAAUUUGUAUUUUCUUCGACUUGAUUGAUUUUGAAAUGAGCAUGCAUGUGCACGCGACCCCAGCUCGUUCACCUCCCAAUACCUGAACGGCGGCAAGAUCAAAGGGCCUGGCGCGUUGGCCAGGUAAAACUGAGUUAGAGUCUUAAAGCGUCUGUACGAGGAGCAGGCGAGCGGAGGGGAGGAGAUCACCAAUCUCGUACAGGGAUGGAGGCCUAUUCAAACUUGGUGGUGUUAUUCGUUGCUAUGGCGACAUGGUGUUCGAUGUCGUCAUCUGAUGACAUCAGACUUCCGGUUCCGUGCACAGACUUAGUCCCCCUGGAUCUCCUGAAAGAGGCUGUUCCAACACUUGAUCACAUCCCCCCUGGUGUCAGUGUAGUGUACGUCGCGAGCAGCCACACCCACGCAUUCCAGUUCACGACUGAAGCCAACCGACUGGAAUUCAAAGCCAACAAGAUUUUUAAACGAUGUGAAUAUUUUCCCGAGGAGUUUUCAAUAUUUAUCGUGCUAAAACAUACACAGAGACGGAAAAGACAGGAAUGUUUGUUUUCCCUCGUGGAUGACAGAACAAACAAAAUUAUUAUAUCAGUGAAACUCACGAAAGUUGCAAUAGUGUUUCAAUAUGAUGACAAAACGUUUCGUUUUAAAACGAACAUAUUCUCAGGUGAUAAAUGGCACACACUUGGAUUCAGCAUGGCGGGUGAUACUGUCGUCAUGACAACGGAUUGCAGGAACCGGCGUCAAAGACAGGUGCGCCGGGCGUUCCCAGAAUUCCUUCCAAUGACAAACACUUCCUUCAUUAUUGGUGGAUGUAAACGAAAAAGGACACUUUUUCAAGGCUACCUCAAAGACUUGAUCCUCGUCCCCGGGGCUGACGCCGUGGCCAAAGUGUGUCCCCCCAAACGACACCGCAGGAUGGACAACACAGUAACGACGUUCCCACACGCAUACGAACAGUCGCCAUUUUGGCCCCAGAGGGUGCAGUGCUCGUGGAGUGACGUUGGCAACCUCGCUUUCGAUGUAUAUUCUGACAAGGUCAAGGUCUGUGUCAAUGGAAUAUGGAAGGAAGUGAACAUUCAAACGGGUAAGAAGAAGCUGGAUUACUUUGAGGCCUACCACGACGUUCAGACGCCGGCCGCUUCCAUCGACGUGGAGGUGUUCACGCUACUGGGGGAGGGGCUGUUCGCCGUGUUCGCCGGGCAGGCGGGGGAGGGGGACUCUGCGUUGUUCAAGUGGGUGGAGAAUCAGUUCACCUUCUACCAGAAGCUGGAGACUGAGGCGGCACAGAGUUGGUGCCACUUCACUAUCAAGAAUCAAUUUUUCCUUGCAGUAGCCAAUUACGGCAGUUCCCCCGACCAGGCGUCCAACUCCACCGUGUACCGCUGGCACAAGAAGAGGAAGAAGUUUAAGCCGUACCAGACCUUCGUCACGUGGACGGCACGCGACUUUGAAUACUUUAAGAUUGACGGCCAACACUACCUCGCCGUCGCUAACCACGCACAAGGCGACAACACCAUGGUCGACUCUGUCAUCUACAAGUGGGACUUCAGUCAACGUAAUUUCACAGAGUUCCAGUCAAUUAUGACGGUCGGGGCUUACGACUGGACGCAUUUCGUUGUCAACGACUUCCACUUCAUCGCUAUCGCCAACGCCUUCAACGGCCUCACCACCCUCAUCGACUCUGUCAUCUACUUUUGGCAAAACGACCGCUUCGUUCAGUUCCAGACGAUGGAGACUAACGGUGCCACAGACUGGGAGUUCUUCAGCAUCGACGGCGACCACUUCCUGGCUGUAGCCAACGCUUACAACUACGGUCCCCAGAACUACAAAGACGUGGAUACAUUCUACACUAACUCCACCAUCUACAAACUAAACAGGCAGAAGAGAGUGUUCGAGAAGUUCCAGAUAGUCCCCACAUACAGUGCAAUAGACUGGGAGUAUGUCCGGGUGGGCGGCGACCAUUUCUUGGUGGUGUCUAACGCCCAGAACGGGGGCGAGGGCGAGGAGUUGGCGAGCGUGGUGUACAGAUGGCAGGGGCUGGACAGAUUCGUCCCCGUACACAGGCUGAAGACGCUGCCGUCGGCCGACUGGGAGACGUUCACCCAGGGGGAGGACAUCUAUCUCAUAUACGCUAAUGCAAAGGAAUCUACCUCACAGAUCAUCAAGGCCAAGUUCACGUAGUCAUGAAUAUUCAUGAACAGAAGUAUCAAAACAAGAGCAACUGUACUGCGACUCAUUUGCUGGAAGGGUCAAAGUGACUAAGAGUUACGCUGCAACUGAUUUACAAAUAACUCAAACUGCGUCACAUUCCAUUCUUCAAGUUCUACAUGUCAACUAUUCGUUACAAUAAUUGUUCACCACACAAACUGAUCACCACAUAAACUGUUCGACACAUCAACCGUUCACCACAUGAACUGAUCAUCCCAUAAUCUGCUCACCACAUAAGCUGUUUGACACAUAAACUGUUCACCACAUAAUCUGUUCGACACAUCAACUGAUAACCACAUUAGCUGUUCGACACAUGAACUGUUCGACACAUAAACUUAUCUCCUCAUGAACUGUUCGACACAUAAACUUAUCUCCUCAUGAACUGAUCACCACAUGAGCUGUUCGACACAUAAACUGUUCACCACAUAAUCUGUUCGACACAUCAACUGAUAACCACAUUAGCUGUUCGACACAUCAACUGUUCGACACAUAAACGUAUCUCCUCAUGAACUGAUCACCACAUUAGCUGUUCGACAAAUAUACUGUUUAACGCAUAAACUGUUCACCACAUAACCUGAUAUCAACAUAAGCUGUUGGACAAAUAAACUGUUCGACACAUCAACUGUUCACCACUUAACUAUACGACGCAUAAACUGUUCACCUCAUUACCUGAUCACCACAUAAGCUGUUCACAACAUCAACUGUUCGACACAUAAACUAUUCACUACAUAAACUGUUCGACACAUAAACUGUUCACCACAUAAACUUUCGACAAAUAAGCUGUUCACCACAUCAAUUGUUCGAAACAUCACAUAAACUGAUCACCACAUGAACUGAUCACCACAUAAGCUGUUCGACACAUCAACUGUUCUACAGUUAACUUAUCACCACAUUAGCUGUUCGAAAAAUAAGCUGUUCACCACAUCAGUUGUUCGACACAUCACAUAAACUGAUCACCACAUGAACUGAUCACCACAUAAGCUGUUCGACACAUCAACUGUUCGACACAUUAACUGAUCACCACAUAAACUGAUCACCAUAUAGGCUGUUCGACACAUCAACUGUUCAAUGCAUUAACCUUUCCUAUUAUCAAGUGCCCGUUGUAUAGACGGUUCAACGUAUCAAUAGUUCUAUGUUUGAACUGCCAAAUGCCUCAACUGUGCGCUGCAUCAACAAUGCCCCACUGCAUCAACUGUGCGCUGCAUCAACAAUGCCCCGCUGCAUCAACUGUGCGCUGCAUCAACAAUGCCCCGCUGCAUCAACUGUGCGCUGCAUCAACAAUGCCCCGCUGCAUCAACUGUGCGCUGCAUCAACAAUGCCCCGCUGCAUCAUCUGUGCGCUGCAUCAACCAUGCCCCGCUGCAUCAACUGUGCGCUGCAUCAACAAUGCCCCGCUGCAUCAACUAUGACCCGCUGCAUCAACCAUGCCCCGCUGCAUCAACUGUGCGCUGCAUCAACCAUGCCCCGCCGCAUCGUGUGGCAUUGUGACCAUUGCAAUUCCAACACAGCGUGCACAUGUAUCCCGUUGUUGAAACAAAGACAGUCGCCAACCUCCCUUGUUGAGGCUAGAGAUGCUAGAACAGAGAAAUACACAUUCCAACUGUGACAUAACACUAUGUAUAUGAUAUCAUGUGAUAUAUAUUUCAAUGUUAUCUGUUUAAUAUAUCCUCCUCGGAUCUAGUGCUGAUAAUCAUGUUAUUCACGGCGUAAUGCUAUCGUGACGUUUACACUUUAUUCUAUAUGUUUAUUUAUGUUUCCCCCUACCUUGUACCGAGUGGGGGGGAAUGUGUGGCAUAUACAGUCCACUGUCUCUACGGUCAGUGUCAGACAAGUCUCUCCUACUGUUCAUGGCGUCCCCAGUUUAUACGUCCCCAUAGAAUGACCUGUUAUUUAUGACACGGGCGUAUCACGCCUGUCCUUUGAUUGAUGUUGAUUGUCUGUAUGUGUAUCUGUGUAGUAAGUAAAUAAAGAAAGAUUGUGUGAUU